UUCCGCUGUACGUAGCCUGCGCGGUGUUGUUGUCGCGUUUUGGGAAGAUCUGUGUUUAUAGAGCUGAAUUGAGGCGCAGCGCUGCAGGAUACUGACUGAUUAAUCAUGGCGUCUGACUCCCCACGCAGACCAAGCCGCUGUGCUGGAGGGGUCGUAGUUCGAGCUCAGGCUGCAACGGAACAGUCUUACAUGGAAAGUGUUGUGACAUUUCUGCAAGAUGUGGUUCCUCAGGCAUAUACAGGUGCACCUCCAACAGAUGAGAAGGAAAAGAUCAUAUGGGUUCGGUUUGAAAAGGCAGACAUCAACGAUGUGGCGCGCUCCCCAGAGUUCCUGGAGAUGCACGGCAGUGGUGUUGACCCACCUCUGUGUCUGAUGAUUGGCUACACAGAUGGAAUGCAGAUUUGGAGCAUAUCGUUGAGUGGAGAAGCUCAGGAGCUGUUCUCAGUGAGACACGGUCCUGUAAGAGCUGCUCGGAUCCUCCCAGCACCUCAUAUCUGUCCCCUGAAGACAGACAGCUUUGCAGAGAAGAGACCCCUCCUUGGUGUGUGCAAGAGCUCGGGCUCCUCAGGGACGAGUCCCCCAUAUUGCUGUGUGGACCUGUAUUCUCUAAGGACUGGAGAGAUGGUCAAGUCAAUUCAGUUUAAAACACCCAUUUAUGACCUGCACUGCAACAAAAGGAUUCUUGUGGUCAGUCUUCAGGAGAAGAUAGCUGCGUUCGAUAGCUGCACUUUCACGAAAAAGUUCUUUGUCACAAGCUGCUACCCGUGUCCUGGUCCUAACUUUAACCCUGUAGCUCUCGGGGGUCGAUGGUUGGCCUACGCAGAGAAUAAGCUGAUCCGGUGUCAUCAGUCCCGUGGUGGUGCAUGUGGAGAUAAUGCCCAGUCCUACACUGCCACCGUCAUCAGUGCUGCCAAAACGCUGAAGACUGGAUUAACUAUGGUGGGGAAGGUGGUGACGCACCUCGCGGGUACUUUACCCUCCGGAGUGCCCGACGAGGAGAGCACUGCCCACAGCACCACUCGCCGCAGCCCUCACCAACCCGGCGUCAUCACCAUCAUAGACACACACACAGUCGGAGAAGGACAGGUACUUGUGAGUGAAGACUCUGAUGGGGAAGGUGUGGUCGCUCAUUUUCCAGCUCAUGAUAAACCGAUAUCCUGCAUGGCGUUUAACCCCAGUGGUAUGUUGUUGGUGACCGCUGAUGCUCUAGGACACGAUUUCCAUGUAUUUCAAGUCCUGACUCACCCGUGGGCCUCUUCCCAGAGUGCAGUUCAUCACCUGUACACCCUGCACAGAGGAGAAACUGAGGCUAAGGUGCAGGACAUCUGCUUCAGUCAGGACUGCCGCUGGGUGGUGGUCAGCACCCUGCGCGGUACCUCACACGUUUUCCCCAUCAACCCGUACGGUGGCGCCCCGUGCGCCCGCACUCAUCUGUCUCCCCGCGUGGUUAACCGCGUGAGCCGCUUCCAGAAGAGCGCCGGCCUGGAGGAGAUCGAGCAGGAGCUCAGCAGCAAGCAGGGUGGCCGCUGUAGCCCCAUCCCCGGGCUCUCCAGCAGCCCCUCCGGCUCUCCUUUACACGCUAAACUGACCAAUCAAGAGUCGUACAAUAAUUUCACCAACAACAACAUGGGGAAUCCGCGUCUCUCUCCUCUGCCCAGCCUGACCGUGGUUCUGCCGCUGGCUCAGAUCAAGCAGCCCAUGACCCUGGGCACCAUCACCAAACGCACAGGACCCUACCUCUUUGGGGCAGGAUGUUUUUCCAUUAAAACUCCAUGUAAAGCCAAGCCUCCUCCUCAGAUCUCUCCCAGUAAGUCGAGUGGGGGGGAGUUCUGUGUAGCGGCGGUCUUCGCCUCGUCUCGCUCCUGGUUCAUCACCAACCCCAACAUGAAGAGAGAGAAAGAUCAGUCUCGUCAGGCCGUUGUUGACUCUCUCUACAUCGUGAGCUGUUAUGGUAAUCUGGUGGAACAUGUGCUGGAGCCUCGGCCAAUAAGCACAGCGCAGAAGAUCGGGGACGACACGCCGUUGGAGCUGAACACGUCUCCGAGAGCAUGCUGGAAUUUAGCCAGAACGCCACAGUGGAACGAGCUGCAGCCUCCUUUUAACAGCAGCCACCCCUUGGUUCUGGCGUCAGACUUGGUGCAGUACUAUCAAUACCUCCUGGCUGGCUUGAUGCCUCCAGGAAGCCCUGGGCCAAUCACCAGACACGAAUCCUACGACAGCCUAUCCUCCGACCACAGUGGCCAGGAGGACGAGGAGUGGCUCUCUCAGGUGGAGAUCGUGACCCACACUGGUCCUCACAGACGGCUGUGGAUGGGCCCACAGUUCCAGUUUAAGACCAUCCACCCCUCAGGCCAGACCACGGUCAUCUCCUCCAGUUCAUCUGUGCUGCAGUCUCAGGGUCCCAGUGAUACCCAGCAGCCCCUGCUGGACUUCGACACGGACGACCUGGACCUGCACAGCCUCAGGAUCCAGCCGGUGCGCUCUGAGCCGGUGAGCAUGCCCGGUUCCUCUCGGCUGGUGGCCGAACGCAGAGGCCAGGCUACAGUUAUUGAUACCGGCUCAGGCACGUUCGACCGCAGCGUGACCCUGCUGGAGGUGUGCGGCAGCUGGCCAGAGAGCUUCGGUCUGCGCCACAUGUCCUCUGUGGACACAACGGAGGAGGGCCUGAGGGAGAGACUGGCUGAAGCCAUGUCCGAAUCACCCAGCAGAGACAUCGUGGGCUCCGGAACAGCAGAGCUGCAGAGGGAGGGGAGUAUAGAGACGCUGAGUAACAGCUCCGGCUCCACCAGCGGCAGCAUUCCUCGCAACUUCGAAGGCUACCGGUCUCCUCUUCCCACCAACGAGAGCCAGCCGCUCAGCCUGUACCCCACCGCCUUCCCCUGAACACUGUCCCUCAACACAACCAGCCCUGUAGUGAUAAAGAGUGAAAAUCCUUCCAAAUCCAGCGUGAAAAAAGACGAGAGUGAUCUGCAGGUGUUCACUAUUAAAAAGGAGUGACUGGAUUCAGAUCUGUUUACCCAAUAUAAAUGUGAUUAUUGUGAUUUAAAGAGAGAGAGAAAGAGUUUAGAAGUGAAAGAUCGAAUUUAAAAAGCUGUCAGACCUGUAAUUUUUCACUUUCUCUCUCUUUUUAUUGUUUGAACAUGUUUAAUAUUAGUUUAUUGUUAUCAUUUCUUUCAAACUAAAUCUUCAAAAUCUUCAAAAUCUUUAAAUUCUACACGUUCUUCAGUCUUCAUGUUGAUGUCUCUAUAUGUGUGUUGGGUACCACUUUAAAAGCAGACUUUAUGACUACCUUUAUAAAGGGUUUAUGAAUGGUUUAUAAAGGAGUUUACUUUUUAGUUUAGUUAAGAAUUAGGUUGCAAAUACUUUAAAACCCUUUAUUAAGCAGUUAAUAAUCAUAUAACAUCACAUAGGGAAUAGAAAUAGAAAUCGCAACAGUUGAAAGGUGAAAAUUUGCUAAAUAUUAACUCCACACUCAUUUAUACUGAUUAAACCUGUCAUUAAUUUAUGUGUAAGUAUGGUUAACUACAGUAUUUACUAUAAAUUAAAUUACUUUGUUGAAUUAAAUGACUAAGCAAACAACAGAUCACUGUUUUUCAUCUUUUUUAAAUUGAUGUGUUAUUGAUAACUGCUUAUCAAUGUUUUUUAAAGCAUUUACAACAUAAUCAAUAAUUAAUAAACAAUUUAUAAACACUUUAUGAGGGUGGUCUUAUUUUAAAGUGGUACCGUGUGCUGUUUUACAUGUACAGUACUGUGCAAAAGUUUGAGGCACCUGUGGAACAUUUUAAGUAAAGAAUAAGUGUUUUAUCUGUGAAGUAAGUGUGAAGUUUGUUUAUUAGCUCAGUAAAACAUAUUAACGUAUAUUUACAAUAAAUACGAAAACUGCAAUUUUACAAAAAGCAAAAAAAAAGUUUAUUUUCUUAAAACAACAUCUCCUAAUACUAGUCUCUUUAAUAGAUUAUAAAGUUUAAUAGAGUUAUUAUUAUUAUUAUUUCUAGUUCUCAUCAUAUCACAUCAACACCUGGUUUGGUAAAUUACUGGUAAAUGUGGUAAAUCAGGUGAGCUGCUGAUGGAACUGAAUAUAAUAUAAUAAACACAUGCUGGCUGAGGAGCAUCCAGGAGAAAUCUGGACAAAUCUGGAACUACACUUUGUUCUUUGAGAUUAAUCGGCUCACAGGAAAUACGAUUCCACUUUACAAUAAGACUACCUUUAUAAAGGGUUUAUAAAUGGUUUAUAAAUUAGAUUAUUACUUAUUAUGGAUUAGGUUAUAAAUGCCUCAUAAACAAUUGAUAAGCAACAUAAAUGGUAAAGAGUUAAACAUACUUAGAAAUAUAUUAAUAUGACAGGUUUACUGCUAAUUGAUGGAAAAAACACAAAGUAAAAUCAGUAUCUAGAAAAAUCUAGAAAGUAUCUGAGGUUUGACAGUAUAAAUAAUAUAAUAAUAGAGUGUAGAAUCAUUAUUUUCAGCUCACUGUUGCCAUUUCUAUUUAUGUGUUGUUAUAUAUUAAUUAACUGCUUAUUAAUGGGGUUUAAAGUAUUUGCAACCUAAUUAAUAACCAUUAAUAAACUCAUUUAUAAACCCUUUAUAAAGGUAGUCUUAUUUUAAAGUGUUACCGAUAUAAAAAUUAGAAUUCCUUGUUACAUUUUACUGAAUUAAUGUUUAUUUGCAUCUGCUUUUUUUCCAGGUAAAAACACUCAUAUUGCUCAUAGAGAUAAAUGGAUGUAAGUAAAUUAGUGUCAUUUGCUUUGGGGCCUAAAACUUUUGCACAGUACUGUAGAUGCAUGUGCCAGUACGUACAUGGAGUUUAUAAUUGGAGUUUAUCAUACAGUAGCUUCAUGUAUGUGUUCGUUAUUCAACACGUUAUAUGUGUUUUUAUGUUUAGGUGUGAAUUCACGAGGUCAGUUCUUCCCAAAACCGUCUUACAGCAGUUUAAUCUGAAUUAAUCUGAAUUAUUUGCGUGCAGUUUCUGAAUCUGAAUUGUUUCCCAUGUAAAAUUAGGUUUAUUUCUAAUUCCUAGACAAAUCAGACAUAUAAGAUUAUUUCAAUCUGUUUAGUAGAAUUAUUGUUAUUGAUAUUCGAACCAGUCUUUGCUUAGAUUUUUGCUGUUAAUGACUACUUUUAAUGAUUAAAUCUACUUUCAGCCUCUUCUUAUGAUGCUUAGUAGUUAUUAGAUAUGUUUUAACUUUUAACUCAUUCUUAAUGUCUCAUUCUUUAAUUGCCUUUUUGUUGUGAUUAUCUUUUAAUUGAAUUUUAUUUUAUUUUUUUGCAGUGGCUUUGUUUAUAAAUUCAGUUUCCAGUUGUUUUUUUUCUGUGUGUACAGUGUACAGUGUGCACGAGCGCCUGUGUGAAAGGGGUGUAUGUAUGUUUUAACAUUUGCCUUUUAAGUCUUCUGCUAAAAAUGUAAAGUUAAAAGCUUCCUAGAAGAAAGGGACAUUGAUUUAGCUUUAUUUCCUCCUCCUCAUGUUUUACAAAGCGUUGCUGUCGCUUCAAAUCCUUGUAUCUCCAACCUUUUUCUAGUUUUAGAGGAUGUCAUCUUAAAAAAAUAAAAAUAAUUUAAAAAAACAUCUUAUUCAUUCCUCAAUUCAUCUUAAUUUUUAAGCACAACUUAAAUAACAACAGCCAGAUUCAUUAAGGUUGUCAGAAAUUAUGAGUAUCUUAAUCAUAUUAUCUAGUUCCAAGAAAUUCAGUCAUAUUAAAAACCAAUGAUUCUAGAUAGGAUAGGAAAGGCAUAAAGUUAUCCAAAAGCAAAAGCAGUGUGCAAGACUGGUGGAGUAGAACAUGAUGCCAAGAUGCAUGGAAACUGUAAUUAAAAAACAGGGUUAUUCCACCAAAUAUUGAUUUCUGAACUCUUAAAACUUAAAUAUGAACUUAUUUGAGGUCUGAAAGCUCUGCAUCUUAUUUUUGUUAUCUCAGACAUUUCUCAUUUUCUGUAAAUAAAUUCUCUAAAUGACAAUAUUUUUAUUUGGAAUUUGGAAUAAAUGUUGUCUGUAGUUUAUAGAAUAAACAUUUUACUAGUUUAAAGGAUGUCAGCAUAAAAAUACUUCUAUUUUCAUUUGUUUAUUCAUCAAUUCAUUUUGAUUUUUUGUGCAAUUUAAAUAGUGACUGCCAGAUUUAUAAAGAUUAUCAAAAAGUGAAAAAUUAAAUCUGAAGAUACAACGUUUUUGAAGGACAGCAGCAUUAUGCAUUGUGUUGUUUACUGAAUUCUCUGCUGAAAUCUUAUAAUAGAGUGUUUGACAUAUUUGACCAAUCCAAUGCCUGUAGAGUUACGUUUUGAGAUCUUUAUAUCUCCUUUGAAUCUGAUUAUAUCUGAUUUUAUUCACAUGCUCUCAUACAGUAUAUCAGUUUCCCUCUGUUACAGAGUAAAUCCUCUCUUUAACCGACUCAUUAUUCCACACCAGUGAAAGCGUAAAGGAUCUGCAGUGAUAGUGAUGGAAUAGCUAUAAGCUCAGCUCAGCUGGUAGCGUCUGCGGCUGCGUUGGUCGGCGUCGUGCAUGCAGUAAAUGCGAGGUGCAUGUGAUGAGGAGGGAUGUUUGGUCUUGCUCUCUGAAUGAUUUACAACGGGCGAAAUUGGCAUGGCUGAGUGCACUGCACAUAUACGCUUUUUAUGGACUGUAAUAUGCUUUUGUAAAACACUGAAUUAAUCCUGUUAUUGAAUAUAAAUCCAUGCAGUUGAGA
Messenger RNA from Astyanax mexicanus (Mexican tetra), 6674 nucleotides. RefSeq names its product BCAS3 microtubule associated cell migration factor (gene bcas3). Gene Ontology annotation, cellular component: cytoplasm. Bases 106 to 2883 code for a protein of 925 amino acids. Gene Ontology annotation, biological process: autophagy; response to starvation. Gene Ontology annotation, molecular function: protein binding. NCBI's taxonomy places the organism in Eukaryota, Metazoa, Chordata, Actinopteri, Characiformes, Acestrorhamphidae. The transcript is spliced from 25 exons. The record is from RefSeq and is a predicted model, not a curated record.